This is a messenger RNA of Vespa velutina, 7209 nucleotides long. It is a transcript of the gene Elys, whose product is annotated as protein ELYS. The record is from RefSeq and is a predicted model, not a curated record. The transcript is spliced from 4 exons. NCBI's taxonomy places the organism in Eukaryota, Metazoa, Arthropoda, Insecta, Hymenoptera, Vespidae. The coding region runs from base 283 to 6342 and encodes 2019 amino acids.
UCGCAGCUGUAACCGCCAUUAUAAAAUGAUAGCACGAGUACAGAAAUGCGUAUGAGACAUUACUGAUUUCGAUAUGUAUUUCUAAAUUACAUUGUUACAUUAACGAACUGGUAGAUAAUUUUUUUUUUCCCCUUACGCUCGUCGUACAUGCACGAUUAUUUUCUGGAUAUCUAUGUAAGUAAAUUAAAGGAAUUCGGCGCAUGCAUAACCUUACGCCGAGUCUUGAGUUUAUAUAUAAAUAUAAAUGUUGAUCGAAUAUUCCCUUGAUAAUUUGCAAGAAGUAUGAAGGAACUGGAAGAGGUCAAUUGCGAGAUUCUGAAAGUCAGUGAUCUUCGACAAUUAAUAUCAGAUAGAUUGAAAAAUUCAGAAGAUGAUUAUGGAUCGUCUGUACAUGUACAAGAUUAUGAUACAUCUAACAAUUCUCUGGGAGGAUUCUUACAUGGAACAACAUAUGCAUGGAUGAGCCAUGGUUGCCAUUUAAUAGUUUUUAAUGUUAAAUUUGGAGAAAACAUUAAUUGUUGCUGGACCUUUACCGAAAGGAUAACGUGCGUGUCUGAAUUUCCUACACAACCAGGACAUUUACCAUUGCUUUUGGUUGGCUUAGACAAUGGCGCAAGCAGAAUAAAAGAUUCUAUGGGAUUGUUAUGCAUAUUCGAUUGCAAUACUUCCCGUGUUUUGAGAGCUAUACGAACACCAGCAGGAAUUGAACAAGUUUGUGUCAUAUCGGGUGGCGCAGAUUGGGAAGAAAUUAAUGAUAAGAGAGCGGAUAGUAUGUUUUGCGAUAUGGAUGGAAUAGCUUGUGUAGUUUUACGCAAUCUUCAACACAUAAUGAUAGAUUUACAAAGAUCUUCCUGGGAUGAUCCAAAUACUAUUACUUAUAUGGAUGAAAGUUCACCAGCCGAAUUAGAUUUUUCGGUUAGAAAAAAUUCUAAUAGUAAUAAGAAUCAAUUUGUUAAAGAAAGGCAUAUGGCGUAUAAUUUAUUAAAUAACAGUAUUGAAAAAUAUAUUGAUUUUAACAGAAUAGAAUUUGAAUCAUCUCCAUUGAUGCCUGGAAAUUUAACAUCUAUGAUUAUUUGUUCCACAAAAAUUGGAUGUUUAAUAUCUGGAUGUUUGGGAAGAGUUAUAAUUUGGCAAAAUAAUGGCUCUAUAGGAUGGAUAAGUAGACCGCUCGAAGAGAACAUGAGUAUAACACAUUUAUCGUUAUUAGAACCUACGGACGAUCCUCGACCAUUUUGUUAUUUAUGGGUUGUAUAUCAAGAUGAAUCCUCGAAAAUACCGCCAAUUCUUCGAAUGUAUGCUCUACUUUUCGAACGGAAAUAUUGUGAAAAAGGUACAAACUUGUAUUUCAACUUGGAAGCAGAACCUUGUCUUAGGUUUGAAUUUGAAUUAGAAAAAGAGGAUAAAGUUGUUAGUUUAUCACCGAUAGAAAGAGAAGUUAAUCAAGAUCAAACGGAAGCAAAUAUAAAACGUGGCGAAGACAAUUUAUUGCUUAUUGCAUCGAAUGAAAGAAUAUUAUUAUUUGAUCUUAAUCAGUGGUACAAAGAACAGAUGCCUCAAACUAUUUAUGAUUGUAAAAAUCCAAACAGUAUUUUGGCUACAUAUUCUACAAGAUUCGAACCCCAAUGUGCAGGAGAUAAACUUCUUAGUACAAGUUACAUUCCUUCAACGUUGAAAGAAUUUCCAAUUAAUAAUCCAUGCCCAGCGGAGGAAUUAUUUUAUCCUAAUUCAUUGUCAUUCGAAUGGGCAGAACUAAGUACAAUGAGAUUAACGUCUUGGUUGACCCGUGGUAUUCAGGCAGAACUUUUACGUAAAUUGGCUAUCACAGGACCUAUUAUAUUGUUACAACCAAAGGAAAUAUUUCAUAAAUGCUUUUCUGUUGGAUUGGUACCAUUCAAUGCUGAACUUUCCUUUACCAACGACGAAAAUACACAAAGAGAAACAUUACUUUCUUUAUGCUUAGAACAACGUUGGACAUCAUUUUUGGUCAAAUGCGCAAUGGAAUGGUCCGACGGUAGUGCCACGUUUCUUUAUCCGUCAUUUUUAAAAUGGGGCGUACAACGUGCCUCGUCUAUUAAAAUAAUAGCAGAUCGUCUUUGCGUUCCAUUGUUUGAUCAAUCAGAUAGUAGCAUCGGCGAAGCGGAGAUUAAAACUUUACGAUUUUGUUCCCAACAAUUGGAAUGUUUGUCGAACGUCGUUGGAAAAUUGAUACUUGAAACUGAUGAUAUGAUAAAACAACGAAAAGCAUUGAAACGUAUAUCCAUUUAUCUUCAAGUAUUACUUUGGUUUUAUGAUGUCGGUUUACUACCAGAAAUACAAGAUUUAGAUGAAGAAAGACAAUUACCGCUUUCAUUAUCAUUUCGAAUUCCUUAUCCUUACGAAAAAUUGAUGUCGAUCUAUGCUCAAAAGAGAGAUGCAAUAAAAAAUAAUAUAAAUUGUUUACAAGAAGACGAAGGAUUAUUUAUUGACGCGUUAAUAAAUAAGGAAUGUCCUAUUUUAAAGUCACAAUGGGAAAGAGAGGGUGGAAAUGUAAAUAUCAGUGGUUAUUAUCCACCUCCGUCUUUGCAAUCAUUACUUAGAAGUUAUCUAACUGAUUGUUAUCAAUCAGAAAUAAAUGAAACCGAAUGUAAACAUCAGAUUACGAUAUAUUUAUUAAUGGAUCUGGCUAUGCUCUUGCACGGAUCUUAUCCCGGAGUAGAUCAAUUGAUAAAAUAUCCUUCUGCAUUUAAAAUGAGUCCGAGUUUGAUCAAACUCACCCAAGCAUUUUGGUUAUUAGAUCACGAGGAUUAUAAAGGAUUUUUGGAUAUGAUGACUGGACAAUUGGUUUCUGAUUCUGACGUUAGAAGUUGGCAUCACAAGCUUGUACUAAGAACAUUAGUAAGAAAUAAUCAACAAAAAUUAGCACUGAUAUAUCUGAGAAUUAGAAAACCUCCUAUAUCUUCUACCGACGAUCAAAGUGCCAUAGUAAAUCUAUCCGUGCAACAUGGUUUAGUUCAAUCGGCUUUUCAUUGUAGACCACCGUCACAUUAUGCACAAUUAUUAACUUGCUUUUUCGAUGCUUGUAAAUCAUAUAAUAAACUUGGUGACAUUUUACAUCUUGCAUUGGAACCAGAAGAGGAAGAAAUUUUCGUCAAAUUUUUACAAGAGGAUAAUAAAUCUGAAGACAUGAAAACUCUUUAUUAUUUACAACGUUGUCGUUACGCCGAACUCAAUAAUAAAAAUCUUUUAAGUCAAUUUAAAAAUAAUGUACCAAAAAAUAUGCUUCACACUUCUGCUGCCAUGCUUACGGCAUAUGACGCAACAUUGCCUGCAAUAACAAAACAAUUUUCUAGCGGUAUGACUAAAACGACAUUGGAAACAGAUUUGGAAUCUAAAUAUCCUAGACCAAUGUCUCAUUACAAAUGUAUUAAUAAACAACAAAGCAUUUAUGAAACAGUCAUUAAAAAGGCCAAAGAAACUUCAUUUCAAAGUGGAAAAUCCCGUAUACCGUUUAUUACAGCUCCGUGCUCAUCGUUAAAAGCCAAUGAAAGUAAUAUAAAUAUAAGUUGUGUUUUAUUUCCAACAUUAGCAUAUAAAAAUCGUAAGAAACGUACCUUGGACGAUAUAUACGAAAAUGAGGAUAAUGAAACUUUAGAAGAAACGAAACGUAGAAAAUUAUCGAUUAAUGCUGAUGCAAAAAAUACUUCAUGCCGUAGUGAUUUAAAUGUUACGUUAGAUACACCAUUGGUCAAAAGAAAAAGUAACGUUUCUAAUAACAAAGCUACUUGUACGGAAACGCCACAUUCGAUUUUAAAAAUACGACAAUUAAUUCAGAAUUCAGCCUCUUCAAAUAUUUCAAUUACGCAUAUGGUUGAUACGGAUAUGCCUGACACAUCCACAGAUAAAAAUAAGAAAAUCAAUAGACAAAUACGAUUCAGUAUAAAUAAUCCUAAGCAGAAUGUCAGUUGUGAUACUGUAAAUGAAGAAAUAAUGGAAUACGUUCCUAAAGAAAUAUCUAUAACAAAAUCUACGUCGGAGGAUGAUACCGACGUAUUUCUAAGUCCAAAUACUAGCAUUAAGUCGCAUAAUGAAACUACUAAAAUUUUAUCGGACGAUAGUCUUAGCGACAAAAGCAAUUGUUAUCCACGUCCAAGACCGAGUCUUAGAAGAAGUUAUUUACCUGGAAGGAAUAUUACAAAUACAACUACUAUUACUAAUUUAUCUUCUAUUUCUUCAAACAUAUUAAAUACUUCUAAAGAUAAUUAUGCCAUAGAGACAAAUAAACGAACACCAUCCUCCUCUAGAUUACAUAAUUCAUUAUCCGCCACUAUGUAUUCUACUAUGAUUCUUUCUCCUAGUAGCAGUUUUGAUAUAAAUACAUCAUUCAAGAAAACUGAAGAAACUGAAGAUUUAUUAGAUCAAUCGACUUCGUCUGUUUUAUCGUGUAAUUAUAAAGAUACCGUUUCGUCUACUCCAUUGGUUAAAAGUAAAAUUGUUAAACUCUUAGAUGAUAAUAAAGAAGAAUCAACGCUUCUACGUGCAAACGAGAAGUCUAUCGCGUCGUUUAAAAGAAACGAACGAACAAAAAUAUCUAAUGACAAUGAUACUAUACCAGAUAAGGAUAAUAAUUUGGAAGAAUUUAACGAGGAUAAAUCUAAUGAUAAAAGUGAACACGAAUUUAGAAGUUUAUUUAAUUCUUUCGAACAGGAACUCAAUACCGCUGAUUCGAAAUUUACAAAAGAAUACAUUGAAAAUAAUAAUAAAUCUAGGAAUGGCCUUCAAAGGUCAUCAAGAUUGAUUAAUGAUUUUGAUAUCACCGAUGACGAAUCAUCGAAUGAUUGUAACAAAAUAACAUUGAUAUACGAAUCGUCAAAGUCGGAAGAUGAUAAAAAAAUUGAUGUAGAUUCAGAAACGGAUCAUCAUACUAAUAUUAUGUCUCAGCCUAUAUUACAUUUCUCGGAUGUGUCAAACAUCACUGAGGAUGGAUCAAAUAAUAGUAACGAUGUCAUAGUAUACAAUGAUAAAAAUGUAACCGGUGACAAUGUCACUGUAAGAAUAGAUAAGAGAAAUUCGAAACAACAGAUACGAGAAAUUAAUGAAUUAAAAAAUGUCGAUGAUUCUAGCAAUGAUUCGAUAACAAAUGAAUUAUCUCGAGAUUUAUCAGAGAAUAAAAUACAGAUUACCAAUACUUGUAAAAUUAUGUUGAAUAGAAUUAAUACAGAAAACAAAGGUGCUGUCACGUAUGAAGAAAAUAUUUCUUCAAGGAUGACAACAAGUGAAAGAAUAACGACAAGAUCUACUAAAAGAAUCAAUUCAUCCAAAGUAAAGAAACAAACUAUCCCUGUAAAAAGUAUAAGCGAGGAUACAAGUCAGGAAUUAUUCGACGAUUCAAAAAAUACGACGAUGACUAAAUCUACGAUUCGAAGAACUCGAAGUUCAUCUCUCGCUAAAGAUAUUUUCUCAACUACCACGGAUAACAAAGAAUCCGAAAAUGUUAAGGAUAAAGAAUUGACUAGGAGAAUUACACGUCGUGCUGCUUCCGUUCAAAAAGAAAUAACGUAUGUUCCAACAGCAACAUUAAGGAAAACAAGAUCAUCAUCGAUUUCUAAUAUAGCCGAUGAAACUAAUGAAAAUUUAUAUCAAAGUAAAGGAAAAUCAACAGGAAGAAAAACAACAACAACAGCAACAACAACAACAGCAACAACAACAACAACAACAACAGCAACUAAGGUAACGAAGGAAGAGGAGGAGAAAGAAAAAAAACCUGUGAAAGGUAGAUUAACUAGAAGUUCAUCUACGUCGUUGAUAACAGAAUCCGAUAGAAAAAAAGAGGAAGAAAUAACAGAUGUUGUUGUUCGACCAACGCGAAGACGUGGUAACUCGGUUCCUAAAGAAUCAACAUUAAAAAUUAUUCAGAAAGGAGGAAAAUCAAGUAAUACAAUAUCUGAUAUUCCAGAAGUAUCAUCAACUCCUUUGUCACAAUCGAAAAAGAGAAGAAAUUCGAUAUCAUCUAAAAUUGUUGAAGAAAUUACAGAUAGUCCGGCAGCUAAUACACGUAGUCGACGUUCGUCGAUUCAAUCUAUACCAGAAGAAUUGGAAAUUAGUUUAAAUUCGUUACACAAUUUGAGCGAAACGAAGGAACCUUUGUCGAAUAUUAGAACGAGAAGAGCUACGAGCGUUGAUUCCUCGUCGUUAGAUUUAAAAAAGAGAACUCGUGAUAUUCGCAAAAGAAAUAUCAUGGAAGAUGCCAUUAUAGAAGAAUCAACAGAAACAGAAAGUCAAAUGAAUUUAAGAGUUACAAAAAAUACCAGGGUACAAUCUUCAAAAAGAAAAAGAACAUCGUCCUGCAGUGAAAACAAAACAUAAAAAAGAAAAAUAAAAAAAAAAAAAGAAAAGAAAAAUAAUAAUAAUAAUAAUAAUAAUAAUAAUAAUAAUAAAAGGAAAACUUAAAGGAAGGAAAAAACAAAGAAAAAAUAAUUGAGAAACAAAAAUGAAUUGUUGAUAAUAAGAAAAAGAACAGUUUUUAUUCUCACAAAUAAAUAAAACGCUGGAUCUAACAGUAAUAUAAUUCCAUUGAUCUUUUUAACUACAAUCCCAUUCAUUGUUCUGUUUAAAAAAAUAUAUAUAUACAUAUAUAUACAUAUAUAUGUAUAUAUAUAUAUAUACACAUAUAUACAUAUGUAUAUAUAUAUAUAUGCACAUAUAUAUACAUAUGUAUAUAUAUAUAUAUACAUAUGUAGUAUAAUUCACAUGUGAUGUGAUUUUCUAUAUUUAUUAUAAUCCUUAAGAAAAAAAAAAAAAGAAAAAAAAAGAAAAAAACGCUUCCAGUUAUAAAAUCUCCUUCACAUUAAUUUUGUAUAAUUAACUGUGUACAAUAAUUCUCUCUACAUAUAUUUCUCUGAUCUCGAUCUUUUAGAAAAAAAAAAAAAAUAAAAUAAAUAAAUAAAUAAAUAAAUAAAUAAAUACUGUUCUAACUUGCUUUGUGAAUGAAAAUGUUAAUCUGCUGGACAGGAUCAAUAUUAUUGUUCUUGUAUAAAACUUUUCUUAUAGCAAAUUGCUUCAAAUAUAUCGUUUGACCGAAGCAUGCUGAUCGGGUUGCUUAUUCUGCUGUAAAGAAAAAAAAAAAAAGAAAAAAAAUCAAUUAAAAUUUUAACUUGAUCGAUGAUUAGAGAUAAGUAAAUACGUAGUUGUUAAAGAAAAUGAAAUAAUAAAAAAAAAAAAAAAAAAAAAAAA